AUGGCGUCUUUCCCAAAAGACGACAGAUUCUUCACCAAAGACUGGACCAUUAGCCUCCCCUCUCGCCCAGAGCCGAGCCUUAGGUUUAUUCGCUUGACACCCGCCGAGACACCCGCAUUUAUACGCUUCGCAGAACGAGCAGUCAUCCCGCCGGCCCCAAAGAGCACCGAAGCCCCUCUUACCGAGCCUCAGGUCCCACCGCCAGUGGUCAUCCCCGGAGAAAGGAUGGAGAAAAUGUACGCCGAGUCUCGGACCCGGCACCACGCUCUCGACGUUUUCGUCUCAUUGGAGGGCAAGUUUGUAGGUUGGGGAGGGGUGUUUGAGAUCACCGGCCCCGGUGAGAAGCCGAGUGUCGCAAACAUCGGUAUCAGACUAAGCCCCGAGGUCCGAGGGAAGGGACUGGGAAAGACGCUCAUGCAAGUCUUGCUGCGGUUGAGUAAUGAGCUGGAUACGGAUAUCAUUGAGGCGGGCACUAUGAAGCACAAUACCUCGAUGAGAGCAGUGGCGAAGAGCGUCGGCCUGAUUGAGACGGAGGAGAUCAAGGAGCUCCCUGGGCAGGGCGUCGUGGCCGAAAUACUCUUUAAGGAUAUUGAGAGGGAGAAAUGGAGGGAUUUUGACAUGGUGAUAGAGUUUAAGGAUCAAAUUGCAAGUGAUUAA
This is a messenger RNA of Trichoderma atroviride IMI 206040, 657 nucleotides long. RefSeq lists its product as uncharacterized. Lineage: Eukaryota; Fungi; Ascomycota; Sordariomycetes; Hypocreales; Hypocreaceae. The record is from RefSeq and is a predicted model, not a curated record. Gene Ontology annotation, molecular function: acyltransferase activity, transferring groups other than amino-acyl groups.